UAGAGAAACAGCAGCAAAAAUAGCACAUGGAAUGUUGUUAGUUUGUAUCCACAACUUGCAACGAAAUGUUCUCAUCGUGGUCGAAACCUAUGUUACCCUUUGACAAAAUGAAGUGGUUAAUUCUUAUUGCUAGCGUCUUCGCUAUUUUCCAAUCUGUCCAGGCGGCUGAUGUUCCAAACAACUGCCUGCAACACACGGACGUCACCGGAACGUUCGACCAGUACUUCUCUCUGGACGAAAUAGGCAACCAACGCUCGGAAGAGAUGCCGAUCGAUUUCUACAUAUUCAUCGAGUUGCGGAACCUGCAGGAAGAGAUCGCCAUUUUGCUCUCGAGCAAAGAUCGCUCGAACCAGUACCCCGACUUUGCGCGCAGCUACGAGAUUCGGGUUGGAAACGUGUACACGGUCAUCUACAGGGAGACCGUGAAAAUGCGGGCUUACCACAGCCCGAAAGAUAAACUAUUUCCCGGGGAUAAGUUCAAAAUGCAUUUCAAAAUUGUGAAGAAUGGUAACAUAACCAUCACGUUGGAUGACAACGAGCAGAAACCAUUACUGAAUGUGUACGAUAAGCGUGGAACGCUGGAUGUGCGGUACAUUAGUUUCGCAUCCCGGAUGAACGCGUACCCGAUAACGUUUUACUUCAAGUGCGAUAUGGAAAUGCCCAGCACCGAAGGACCUGUAGCGGAAGCGCUCCAAGCCUGUCCGGUGUGUCCCAAGCAGAAGUGUGAGGUUAUCGUUAAGGCGUGUACCGAUAAUAGCAAGGAUUUCGCUGAUCCGGAGAAGCAGAAAUACUACUUUUACUUCAACAUGUACUUGAGCAAGAACAAGGGGAAAGGUGUGACCACGGAUGAGAAUUUGUUGAAGUGAAUCGAAAUCGUGAAAAGUAAAAUAGAGCCUUGAAUGUCUCCCCUGAGAGUGUAUAAUCCAGGUUUGUUGGAGACAUUUUGCGGAAUUCAUUCUAAAUACAAUAUGCGUUUAUGUUUUUUUUCUAUCCCAGGCUAGUUACUGUUCGACAAGGUCGUCUUCAUUCUAUGGCAUUCAGCUGUAGCAGAAUUUUAUAUAUUGUAGCAUACUGGAUUUAGCGCUGAGUAACUUUCCAAGAUUUGUCUCAAAGUGCCAAUAUGAAGAGGCAUUGAUAUUGGAAUACUCUCGAACAAUGGUUGCGAGUAUUCCGUUGCGAUUCGCUUCGAUGUGGAUUUGGAUGGUUAUCUGAAUAGCGGAGCGCGAAUAAAGCUUUCUAUCUCUAGAUUUUUCUGUUAUAUAAAUUGCUCAUCUUGCUUCGGAUAUAAGCAGCAGGUCACAAUAAUUUUAAUCGAUACCAAUCAAUAUCAAUCUUAUUGGGCAUCAGAAAGGGCAACGAUCCGGGGUAUAAAAUUCUUGUUCGAAAACAUCCUUCCAAUACAUCAUCUCAAAAAUUUUCGUAGAGCUUCCUUGAGCGUUUGUUUAUCCCUAGAUUUUGCUUUGCGUUUAUGGCUUGAAGCUUCUCAAACCAGUCUGCUUCUUGGCUUUCUGAAUAUAGAAUUACAAAACUCCUCAUAUUUGACAGUGUUAAUUCCACCACGUUCAAAUUAGGGUUUUAGGAUCAACUGUCUUUGCUUUUCUGUCGCUUCCUGUCGAUGGUAUAACGUUCUAACAUACUUCAAGAGUCGAGUCAAGUCACGAGCAGAUAGUUCGGGAUAUCAAGUGUUACCGCGCAACUUCGAUUCGUGACGCGUUUGUUUCAGUAACACCAUAAUCUAAACCAGCUUUAUCCAACCUGCGGCCCACCGGGCUCUACUAGUUGAGAAAACGAUAGAUGAGAAUAAAGGAGUUUGCCACAUUACACAUUGUUACACAUCACACGAUUACACAUUAUUUAGUUGUCUAGUUAAGUGGUAUUAGUAGAUUAAAUAUUUACUAAAUAAAUUGAUUCCGAUUAUUAGGGCUAACGUUAGUUAGUUGAUGUUAGUUAAUAAAAAUGAAAAUUUUGAUAUGAAAA
Molecule: messenger RNA, 1977 nt
Organism: Toxorhynchites rutilus septentrionalis
Lineage: Eukaryota; Metazoa; Arthropoda; Insecta; Diptera; Culicidae
Exons: 2
Coding region: 66-866 (266 amino acids)
Source: RefSeq, a predicted model, not a curated record